CCUCCCGCGUUUCCGCUCCGCGGUGACGCGGCGUGCACGGCCCCGGCGUCAAGCGACGGCGACGACGACGAUGAUGAACUCGCCGUGAGAUGUUGGUCGUCUCGGCGUGAGAAGAUCUCGACGUGAGAUGACUGUGGCGUCGUUGCUGCUGCUGCUGCUGCCGCUGCAGCUGCUUCGGGGAGGCCCAGACACGGCUCACCGGCGGCUCAUCCACUCGACUCCCCAGGGACACCCCGGCGAGACGCACGCACCUGGCGGCACAGGUACGGGAAGCGCGCCUCGGGGUCACAGAUGUCACGGCGGCGUGCUGUACAGUUGUCCACUCUCCUCCUGCUCCUCCUCUCGUCGAGCUGCUGGUGCCGCCCGCCCCGCCACUUUCACCGCCACCACCACGUGACAAGAGUGUGCGAUAACCUCAAUCUCCUCAGCUGCUUCACCUCUGCGCUGCAGGUCCGACUCAACAAAUCCCUGGAAACUUACAAAGCAGCUCAGGGCCUCUUACACCAAUACCCGAACCUCAACAUACCCGUCAUGACCCUGCCGGGAGUUCCACUGCCAAACAUCAUCAAGGUGGCGGGGACGCACAUGGGCCCGAGGCCACGCGACCAGAUUUGCUGCCUCUACCGCACCUUGGCUGCCUUCCUGCAUCUCCUGGACGUCCUCGUCGAAGACCAACGCGGCUCAAGCGGCUCUGAGGCGGUCCGGAGCGACCUGCAAACGUUCAAGCGCGACCUCGUCCACCACGUGAACCUACUGCGCGUGGUCAGCGACCAGCUGGAGGAGUGGCGCUCCGAGGAGGCCCCCCACGGCCACCGCGAGGACAGGCGGCGGCGACGGGGCCUGCAGCUGCGCCGCCGCCGACGCGGCGGCCGCGCGCCCCUCCGACACGUUUCACGAGAUGGUCGGGGAUUUCGGCAAGAAGUUGCGUGGACUGCAAGUGAUCAACCAGCUGAGGAGUUGGCUGUCGAGGGGCCACAUGGAGCUGCGCGGUGCCUCGGUGGCCCACAAUUGCUCGGACGCCGCGCCCAGGCGGGUGACCGCGGGGCGACGGCGUUAGGCGCGGCGCGGGAUUUCUAGGCGACGGUUUGCGCAGCCGCUCGCGGAACUCGUCGCAAGAGACGUUUAGAAAUAUAAGCGUAAAACCGCCUUACCCCCGAAAAAAAUCUGCGGCCUUAACAAAAGCACGAGUAGUAAUAUCGUAGGCGACGUUUUGGGCAGAGCAGUUCGUGCGCAGCUGAGUUGGCCACGGGUGGUCAUCAUUUCUCACUGAAUAUAAAAACGAAUUCUGUUCAUUCGGAGCCACAGUGAGAGGUUUACGUGUUGUGCUGGGCGCCUAUUGUAUGUUUGUUACGGGUUCUGCCGUGUGAACGGCGUUGUGAUGGUCAACUCUUGAGUCGAUGUGCAGGGUGGCUCAGAUCUCACGUGACCUUUUGCUCAUCAUCAUCAUCAUCAUCAAAUAAGCAUCAUCACCUGUAGCAGCAUCGUCACAAACCAUAAUCAGCAAUAGCAGUAUCAUAUAUCUGGAUCACCAGCAUCGAUCAUAAUCAGCAAUGGCAGAACGAUCAUCAAGGUCAAUCAUCAGAAGCAGGAGUAUGAUCAUCAAUAUCAUCAUCAUCAGCAGCAGUAGCAACAGUGGCAGUACACAUCGUCAACAUCAUCAUCAUCAUCACACAGAGCCGCCUAGUCUGCGUUUGCCUCUCAAACGGUGGAGAUAUUGUUGGUGAUUGUAUUUCUACGGGUGCUGUUAUUUAUAUACGCAAAAUGAUUAUGAUGCGUUAUACGUCGUCGAUACACUCUGCUGCUCCUGACGCGGUUGUCUGGCGUGACCACCUGACUGUGACAUUGCAGUUAUUGUUGUUCUGCAUCUACAUGAGCCAUAUAUUGAUGGUGAGCUGGGUAUUUAUGUUGUAAGAGUCGUGCAUGCGAUGCUAAGAGACAAAUGACCAUACGUUCUGUACGAUGGUUGGCGGGGGGUGGGGCGGUUAAACCGAAGCAUUCCUACUUUUUAUAAAGAGAAUCAGGAUCAGGAUCUGUUUUUAUCCUGGAGGAAUCCGAUGAGGAACCCCACGAGCCACGAGGCUUUUUUUACAGAUGUCCAACAGGCAUCGUCCAUGAUUAUUUAUUGAACUUUGUAGGUAUCGCCGCAUUUUCUUUCCAUGAUCUCGACUUUAUUUAUAUAUAAUAUAUUUUUCACGAUUUCUAUUUAAUAUUUAUGUUUUUUUGGAGCUGCUGCGCGCAGACACGUGUGUAACUGGCGUGCAGCAACAUUAAAGAGACUUUGACAGCGCGCGCAUGGCGAUCGAUUGCAGCUUGUGUUCACGCAUUACCGGUCACAGUCGACUGAUCUAUCCAUGAGGGCCACACUCAGUCGUAGCACUCUUUGCCAGGAGGAUCCUGCCACUGCAUUGGGUUAUUUUAUAAAUAAAAAAAUUCAGCCAAUUAACGAGUUGUUUAUCAUGCCACGUGGGGAGCAAACUACAGCAGCCCUAGAAACCCAACGCCUUGCGCGAGGACGCAACACUCGAUCCCCGUAUAGAUGAAAAUAGAUGAGGUUGGUCUACUUGCUGUAACCGCUGCCUUCUGGCGAGCCUUGACGGCCAGGGCCGGAUUAAGGCGUGGGGGCUUUAGGGGCUGCAAGCCCAGGGGCCUCCUCCAGAUGGAGGGGCUUCCAGAGAUGAAGUGAAAAGUUCCUGGUUCUUUCGGUAAA
This is a messenger RNA of Lethenteron reissneri (Far Eastern brook lamprey), 2707 nucleotides long. RefSeq lists its product as uncharacterized. The record is from RefSeq and is a predicted model, not a curated record. Lineage: Eukaryota; Metazoa; Chordata; Hyperoartia; Petromyzontiformes; Petromyzontidae.